This is a messenger RNA of Dendronephthya gigantea, 2260 nucleotides long. RefSeq names its product solute carrier family 23 member 1-like. The transcript has 13 exons. NCBI's taxonomy places the organism in Eukaryota, Metazoa, Cnidaria, Anthozoa, Malacalcyonacea, Nephtheidae. Gene Ontology annotation, molecular function: transmembrane transporter activity. The coding region runs from base 86 to 1819 and encodes 577 amino acids. Gene Ontology annotation, biological process: transmembrane transport. The record is from RefSeq and is a predicted model, not a curated record. Gene Ontology annotation, cellular component: membrane.
UUAGCAAACAUACAUCAGAGCAUUAGCGUUAAGUUUCUGUCGACCAAAGGGCAUACACGUUGUGGUCUGAAAGGGAAACACAAUAAUGGAAACGGAACGAGUCGAAGCACAGGACGGUAAUGAAAACAAUGAAGACACUGAAUUGAAUUAUCUUAUUGACGAAAAUCCGCCAUGGCAUAUGGCUAUUCUGUUAGGGUUACAGCAUUAUUUGACGAUGUUUGGUGCUACAGUAUCUCUACCAAUCAUAUUGUCGCCUGUAUUGUGUGUGAAUGACCCCGUGGAUACUGGCAAACUCAUCAGUACUAUUUUCCUCGUGAGUGGUAUAGCAACACUUUUGCAGACAUGUCUUGGAAAUAGAUUACCAAUUGUCCAAGGCAGUACAUUCUCGUAUCUUGUGCCAACAUUUGCAAUCUUAAGCUUGGACGAAUUUAAAUGUCCGGAAGAAAUGAAAACUGAUCCAACAAAUUCAACAUUUGAUGGCAUAUGGAAAAUACGAAUUCGUGAGAUUCAGGGAGCCAUUAUGGUAUCUUCUAUAAUUCAAGUUGUCAUUGGUUUCAGCGGCAUUGUUGGUUUUUUCUUGCGUUUUAUUGGUCCAAUAACUAUCGCUCCUACAAUUGCUCUUGUUGGUUUAUCAUUGAUUGACGUGUGUCUUGUAAAUGCAGGGAGUCAUUGGGGAAUCGCAUUCAUGACUAUUGGUUUAAUCAUAAUAUGUUCUCAGAUUUUAACUGAUGUUCAAGUUCCAUUCCCAUUUUACACGAUGGAAAAAGGCUUCCAUGUGAAAAGAUCACCCAUUUUUCGCCUGUUCCCGGUCAUUAUAGCUAUUGUUACAACGUGGAUAUUUUGUGCCAUUUUAACUGCAUCUGGAGCAUUGGAUCAUAACUCCAGUGCAAGAACUGAUACGAAGUCAGGCGUAUUGGAAGAUUCACCAUGGUUUAGAGUGCCUUAUCCAGGUCAGUGGGGGACACCGACAGUAAGUCUUGCUAGUGUGUUUGGCAUGUUUGCUGGAGUUUUAGCUGGAGUAAUCGAAUCUAUCGGCGACUACUACGCUUGCGCAAGAAUGUCUGGUGCACCACCACCACCAUCGCAUGCAAUCAAUCGAGGGAUUGGGGUCGAAGGUAUCGCGUGUUUCCUCGCUGGUGCCUUUGGAACAGGAACUGCAACAACUUCAUUUAGUGAAAAUAUAGGAGUGAUUGGAAUCACCAGGGUUGGUAGUCGUCGUGUGGUUCAGAUUGGUGCACUGUGUAUGAUACUUUUAGCGUUAUUUGGUAAAUUUGGCGCAUUAUUUUCCACGAUUCCUCAACCUGUGAUUGGUGGAGUAUUCGUUGUUCUGUUCGGAAUGAUAACUGCAGUUGGAAUGUCAAGUCUACAGCACGUUAACCUUAAUUCAGUCCGCAAUCUUUUUAUUGUUGGUUUUGCAAUAAUCACUGGUUUGGUUAUUCCUAAAUACCUCACCCAACACCCGGAUACUAUCGAUACUAAUGUUAAAGAAUUGGACCAGAUUUUCGCAGUUUUGUUAAAAACAAGCAUGGUGGUUGGUGGUUUAGUUGCCUUCAUCUUGGACAACAUCCUCCCAGGAUCAGAUAAAGAUCGAGGUAUAAUAAAAUGGCGCAGUCAAAUGAUGCAGGAGGGAAAAGGAAAUGUAGCUUCUAUUCACGUCUAUGAUCUACCAUUUGGGAUAACUAAUAAAUGGAAAUUUACCAAGUUUAUCCCAUUUUUGCCUUAUUAUGGCCCGGAUGCCAGCGAAGUGGCUGGGAACAGUGGGGCACCCGCACAAGAUAUUGAAAUACAAUGUCUGCAGCGAGAACAAACUUAUCUUUAACAGGUUUUUCGAUUUCCUGGUUCUUUUAUUAUUAUACACUUAUUGUAGUUUGAUAAUGUCAAAUUUACUGUAUUUUUUGCAUAAUGCCUGCCCGUAGAGUGAUACUGAUUGAACCUUCAUUCAACUCCUUAGAGAAAUUACGUCAGUGCAUAUAGUUAAAUUGUGUGUACAACUUAAGAAGUGUUUCGUAGGGCUCUUGACGAUUGCGGUCGUCAAAAAAGCAACCGUAUAAUUAAGAAGUGAAUAUCAGAAAAACCUUGUUCGCCUCAAUGAUUUCCAAUCUUCGAUAACUUAUUGUUCUUAUUUAUUUAAUUGUUAAAGUAGAGUAAAAAUAAAGCAACAAUCACAAUCAUGCAGGUGUUGUUGGUUUUCUUACUGAGUCGAUGAUGUGCUUUAAAAUAUUUUUCGUUGUUUUGCCAAGGGGGAGGCCGGGAAAGUUGU